UGGACAUUGUUAUCAUUUGAGAGAGACUUUGAAGAAAGAAGAAGCAGAUCAAAACAAAUUACAACCACGGUGAACUAAAACCCUUCCGGGCAUAAAUCUUGGGUUAAAUCUUUGCUUCACCGGGAAAGUAUCUUAGAAAUUGUAUCUCUGGAUGAUGAAGACGAGAUUUCUGGAUUGGUAUUUGAAGAUCGCGAUUGGAUCGGCCAUUAUCGGCGGAGGCAUGGAAUUCUUCAUGAUCAAGACUGGUUUCUACGACAAGGUUACUGUAAUAGAAGCAGAGAGACGGGCGUUGGAAAAUUCUCCUGAAGCUCAAGCCAUGAGAGAAGCUCUUAAUCCUUGGAGGAACAAGGACGCAGAAACAAGCAAAACCCCAUAAAUCAAUCAAGGAGCUCUUUAAUUCUCGUUAGGUUCAUUUCACUCUCAAAACUUUUGCAAAUGCUGCUUCAGUUUCUUUCUGUUUGAGACUUCAAAAUUUCAUUUUUGCCAAAUGCUAAGUGCAGCAUCUCCUGACCAUAUACUUACAUGUUACCAAGAUAGGAGAUGCUUAUAUAUUAAGGUCAAACCAUAAAAGAUUCUUAAGUCUUGUGUAUGCACAAGUUAUAUAUCUAAAAGAAUACAAGACUAGUUUUGAAAUU
Molecule: messenger RNA, 635 nt
Organism: Arabidopsis lyrata subsp. lyrata
Lineage: Eukaryota; Viridiplantae; Streptophyta; Magnoliopsida; Brassicales; Brassicaceae
Exons: 2
Coding region: 152-376 (74 amino acids)
Source: RefSeq, a predicted model, not a curated record